AUGUAUGCUUUCGGUCUCUCAUUGUUUUCAACUUCUGCAUCAGUCUUCUCCCUUAUAAACCCUAGUGUAACAGUGUCGGUGAAUGAGAAGAAAUUCAUCGAGUCUGCAUUACUAUCUGAACUUAGAGUUGAUGGUAGGCGUCCUUUCGAUUAUAGAAAACUAUAUAUCAUCUUCGGAAGGGAUGCUCAUGGUGUGAUGAUGGCGAAGGAGAUGUCGAUAAAGGCAGAAGAGAAAAACAUAAAUGAUGGUGAAGAGGCGGAAGGCUCUGUUAAGACUUCCAUCAGCAUGAGAAGCUUCCCUCCAGUGAGUGCAAGCUCUGAAGAUGUUCCUGCUGUCGCAUACAAUAUGGAUGGAAUUAGAAAUAAAACAGAGCAACCAUGGAGGCUCGUGCUGAAGGGCGAUAAAAUAGAAAUGAGUGCAAAUGCUCUUGGUUUAACUAUGGAGAGCAAUGGGAUCAGAAUUUUAGAGCCUUUUGAUACUUCUGUCAAGUUCUCAAAUGCUUCUGGGAAAACAAAUAUCCAUGUUGCAGUUUCAGAUAUAUUCAUGAAUUUUUCUUUCAGCACAUUACAGCUAUUUUUAACAGUUGAGGAGGAUAUAUUAAAGUUCCUGAGGAUGACAUCCAGGAAAAUAACGGUUUCCUGCUCUGAGUUUGACAAGCUUGGCACAUUUCAAAGUGCCCAUAACAACCAAACAUAUGCAUUUUGGAGACCGCAUGCACCACCUGGCUUUGCUAUUCUUGGCGACUACAUGACAGCAACUGACAAGCCACCAUCAAAAGGAGUUCUUGCUGUAAAUACUCGCUAUGUAAAGAUCAAGAAGCCCGAGGCCUUCAAACUAGUUUGGCCCCCUUCUGAUUCUCAAGGUGCUGGCAACCUUGAGCUUGUCCCUGAAGAUGGGGAAGAAAGUUGUUCCAUUUGGUUUCCGGUUGCACCAAAAGGAUACGUUGCCUUGGGAUGUGUGGUUUCUCCAGGAAAGACACAGCCUUCACUCUCCUCUGCCUUCUGCAUACAUGCUUCUUUGGUGCAUUCACUGAUUGGAGGAUUUUGUGCAUCACCUGUUAACUUCCAUGCUAAAGAUGGCUCAGGCUACAAGUUCUUGGGAGACCAUGUGCUGCAACUUGACAAACUGAACCCUCAGGUGGCGUCUAGGAUGGUUUCAGCCUUUUCUAGAUGGAAGCGGUAUGAUGAUACCCGCCAAAACCUUGCCAAGGCUGGUGUCAAAAAGCUUGCAGAUGUUCACUUUUCCCUCAUUUGA
Molecule: messenger RNA, 1254 nt
Organism: Lactuca virosa
Lineage: Eukaryota; Viridiplantae; Streptophyta; Magnoliopsida; Asterales; Asteraceae
Source: the annotation of a GenBank genome assembly